Lipotes vexillifer (Yangtze River dolphin) is the source of this 954-nucleotide messenger RNA. Its product is annotated as zinc finger protein 280B. Gene Ontology annotation, biological process: regulation of DNA-templated transcription. Lineage: Eukaryota; Metazoa; Chordata; Mammalia; Artiodactyla; Lipotidae. Gene Ontology annotation, molecular function: RNA polymerase II cis-regulatory region sequence-specific DNA binding; DNA-binding transcription factor activity, RNA polymerase II-specific. The record is from RefSeq and is a predicted model, not a curated record.
AUGCGCCCACCCGGACUCGCUGCCAAUCAGACCACAGCGCCCGACCUCGCGCUGGCACCUGGCAGCCAAUCACAGGCUUCGCCAGGGGAGCGCCUCGGGGCCGGUGAGCCGCCGGACGUUCUGGCCCCGCCGUCGACGGGGACCGUGGCGCGGCCGGAGCGGCCCCUGAGGGCCGAAGGGAGGGUUUCUCGGGUCCUCACGAGCGCCGGGCCUGGCACGGCCCUGGCGGGCUGUGUGGGGCCGCGGGCCCUCAGGAGGGAGGCUUUUCCAAAGGGCAGUGUUCAUUGCAAGCCUAUAAGUCCUUUUGGGGAAAAUGGACUGGCAAAAACAGACUUUUUGAGUCUAACAAGUCAAAACAAGACUGUUGAUCCCACGGAAGGAAAUCUGAUCGUGUUACUUCAUGACUUUUACUAUGGACAGCAUACAGGAGAUGGGCAGCCAGAACAGAAGACUCACACAGCGUUUAAAUGCCUCAGCUGCUUGAAAGUUCUAAAAAAUGUCAAGUUUAUGAAUCACAUGAAGCACCAUUUGGAACUUGAAAAACAGAGGGGUGACAGCUGGAAAAACCAUACUACCUGCCAGCACUGCCACCGCCAGUUUCCCACUCCCUUCCAGCUGCAGUGUCACAUUGAAAGUGUCCAUACUUUCCAGGAGCCCUCUGCAGUCUGUAAAAUCUGUGAGUUGUCUUUUGAAACAGAUCAGGUUCUCUUACAGCACAUGAAGGACAAUCAUAAGCCUGGCGAAAUGCCCUACGUGUGCCAGGUCUGCAAUUACAGAUCGUCAGCCUUUGCUGAUGUAGAAACACAUUUCAGAACAUACCACAAAAACACUAAGAUUUGCUUUGCCCAUUUUGUCUCAAAAUUUUCAAAACUGCAACACCAUACAUGUGUCAUUAUAGAGGACACUGGGAAAAGAAUGUUCACCAGUGUUCCAAAUGCCGGCUACAGUUUUUAA